GCCUUUGGAGUUGGCGGUGGGCAGAAGAGAAAGGGAGGGAGCGGUAAAGGGAGGACAGCGCCCGAGAGAGCGGGCCGAGCGCCAUGCGCCGUGCCAGCCGAGACUACACCAAGUACCUGCGCGGCUCCGAGGAGAUGGGCAGCGGCGGCUCCGGCGCCCCGCACGAGGGCCCACUGCACGCCCCGUCGCCGCCCGCACCCGCUGCGUCGCACUCGCCUCCUGCGGCCUCACGCUCCAUGUUCGUGGCUCUCUUGGGGCUGGGAUUGGGCCAGGUGGUCUGCAGCGUCGCUCUGUUCCUUUACUUCAGAGCUCAGAUGGAUCCAAAUAGACUAUCUGAAGAUGGCACUCACUGCAUUUAUAGAAUUUUGAGACUCCACGAAAAUGCAGACUUGCAAGACACAACUUUGGAGAAUGAAGACACAAAAUUAAUACCUGAUUCGUGUAGGAGAAUUAAACAGGCCUUUCAAGGAGCCGUGCAAAAGGAGUUACAACAUAUUGUUGGGUCACAGCACAUCCGAGCAGAGAAAGCUAUGAUGGAAGGUUCCUGGUUUGAUCUGGCCAAAAGGGGCAAGCCUGAAACUCAACCUUUUGCUCAUCUCACUAUUAAUGCCACCAACAUCCCAUCAGGUUCCCACAAAGUGAGUCUGUCCUCUUGGUACCAUGACCGGGGUUGGGCCAAGAUCUCCAAUAUGACUUUGAACAAUGGAAAACUAGUGGUUAACCAAGAUGGCUUCUAUUACCUGUAUGCCAACAUUUGCUUUCGACAUCAUGAAACCUCGGGAGAUCUAGCAACCGAGUAUCUUCAGCUGAUGGUCUAUGUCACUAAAACCAGCAUCAAAAUCCCAAGUUCUCACACCCUGAUGAAAGGAGGGAGCACCAAAUACUGGUCAGGGAAUUCAGAGUUCCAUUUUUAUUCCAUAAAUGUUGGAGGAUUUUUUAAGCUACGGUCUGGUGAAGAAAUAAGCAUUGAAGUGUCCAACCCUUCCCUAUUGGAUCCAGAUCAAGAUGCAACGUACUUUGGGGCUUUUAAAGUUCGAGAUAUAGAUUGAGACCUAUUCUGUGGAGCAUUAUCACAUAUUUCGUAGAUAUUUGGAAACUUCUCUUAAACAAGCCAAGAAAUAUGUAUAUAGGUGUGUAAGACUACUAAGAGGCAUGGCCCGCAAUGGUACAAACUCAUUAUCCAUGCUCUCAACCCUGUAGACAAUAUGCAUAUGUACAGCCAAUGGGUGAGCUUGGACWUAUGGUGGCGUGUUACACAAUGGUUUUACAAUUUUGUAAUGAAUUCCUAGAAUUAAACCAGAUUAGAGCAA
Urocitellus parryii (Arctic ground squirrel) is the source of this 1310-nucleotide messenger RNA. It is a transcript of the gene Tnfsf11, whose product is annotated as TNF superfamily member 11. Gene Ontology annotation, cellular component: membrane. The record is from RefSeq and is a predicted model, not a curated record. NCBI's taxonomy places the organism in Eukaryota, Metazoa, Chordata, Mammalia, Rodentia, Sciuridae. Gene Ontology annotation, molecular function: tumor necrosis factor receptor binding. Gene Ontology annotation, biological process: immune response.